GUUUCAUGUCUCAGUCUUGUUUAGAUAUUUGUUGAAGGUGGUAGUGUGAGGUGGGAGAUAAGGCGAUGCAGAACAAAGCAUAGACUGCAAAAAUGGCUUACAAUAUCUGCUCUUCUCCUUCUUCUCUCUUCCACGAUUUUCCCUCCAUCUCUUCUUCUUCUUCUCCCUCAUCCUCCUCCUCUUCUUCUUCCUCUUCUCGCAAAUUCAAACUUCGAAACUUGUCUUCCUCUUCUUUUCAACCAUUUCAUUCUCAUUCUGCGACCCUGCAUUCAAAAACCCUUCUCCAUGCUCCACAGGUGUCCUUGCACGAACCCAUUUCCGAACAGAUACCAUCGGAAGGGAAUUCGGAGGGAAAUUCCACGUCUUCCUAUAAAAGUAGUCGUAUUUGGGUGAAUCCCCGAAGCCCGAGGGCGAAACAACUUGAGAGGAAAUCCUACGAUGCCAGGUAUAAUUCUCUUGUCAAUGUCGCCAACUCCUUGGACUCUUGCAAUCCCUCUCAAGAGGACGUGUCUCUGGUUUUGAAGAAUUUGGGGGGUAGGGUUUUAGAGCAAGAUGCUGUAACUGUCAUCAACAACAUGUCAAAUUCCCUUGUCGUGCCCUUUGUUCUCAGCUACUUUCAGCGUAGGAUUAGACCCACCAGAGAGGCCAUUCUCUACAACGUCACUCUCAAGGUGUUUCGGAAGAACAGAGAUAUGGAUGCCAUCGAGAAGAUGUUUGAUGAAAUGCUUCAGCGAGGGGUCAGGCCUGAUAAUGUCACCUUCUCGACCAUUAUUAGCUGCGCUAGGAUUUGUUCGGUACCCCAUAAGGCCGUCGAGUGGUUUGAAAAGAUGCCAUCGUUUGGUUGUGAGCCUGAUGAAGUUACCUACUCAGUUAUGAUUGAUGCUUAUGGCAGGGCUGGUAACAUUGACAUGGCUUUGCGCUUGUAUGAUCGUGCAAGGACCGAGAGUUGGCGCCUUGAUACCGUUACCUUCUCUACCUUGAUUAGGAUGUAUGGUUUGGCAGGGAAUUACGAUGGAUGCCUAAAUGUCUACCAAGAGAUGAAGGUACUUGGUGUUAAACCAAACAUGGUUAUUUAUAAUACACUUUUAGAUGCCAUGGGGAGGGCUAAGAGGCCUUGGCAGGCCAAGAGUAUAUUUACUGAGAUGAUGAAUAAUGGAUUGUCACCGAAUUGGGUGACUUAUGCGUCUCUCUUGCGAGCCUAUGGUAGAGGGCGCUAUAGCGAAGACGCUCUCUUUGUUUACAAGGAAAUGAGGGAAAAGGGAAUGGAGAUGAAUACUCAUCUUUACAAUACCCUUUUAGCAAUGUGUGCCGAUCUUGGUCUUGCUGAUGAAGCAUUUAAGAUUUUCGAAGACAUGAAAAGUUCUGCUACUUGCCUUUGUGACAGUUGGACGUUCUCGUCCUUGAUUACCAUCUAUUCUUGCAGUGGGAACGUUUCAGAUGCUGAAAGAAUGUUGAAUGAAAUGAUUGAAUCUGGCUUUGAGCCUACUAUUUUUGUUCUGACGUCGCUUGUGCAGUGCUAUGGGAAGGCCGGGCGUACUGAUGAUGUUGUGAAGACGUUUUAUCAACUUUUGGAUUUGGGUCUCAGUCCAGACGACCGUUUCUGUGGUUGUCUUCUGAAUGUUAUGACCCAAACACCAAAAGAAGAACUUUUCAAGCUAAAAGAUUGUGUGGAUAAGGCUAAUCCAAGGCUUGGGUCUGUGGUAAGAUAUUUGGUCGAAGGGCAGGAGGAGGGCGAUGGAGAGUUUAGAAAAGAAGCUUCUGAACUCUUUGAUUCAAUUGCUGAUGAAGUAAAGAAGCCCUUUUGCAAUUCUCUGAUCGAUCUUAGUGUCAACCUGAAUUUGAUGGACAUGGCAUGCCAGCUUCUGGACCUAGGGUUGACUCGUGAAAUAUAUACGGAUAUACAGACCAAGUCUCAAACUCAAUGGUCUCUGCAUCUGAAGAGUCUCUCGCUUGGAGCUUCGCUUACUGCGUUACAUGCUUGGAUAAAUGAUUUGUCCAAGGUUUUGGAAUCAGGAGAGGAUCUUCCACCAGUGCUUGGAAUUAACACUGGUCAUGGGAAACACAGGUAUUCGGAAAAAGGUUUGGCAAGUGUAGUUGAAUCACAUUUAAACGAACUCAACGCUCCAUUCCACGAGGCUCCAGAUAAGGCUGGCUGGUUUUUGACUACACAGGUAGCAGCCAAGUCAUGGCUGGAGUCUAGGGAACUGGUUACUGCAUAAUUAAUGUUAUUGGCCUAUGGGGUUUAGUUUCAACCAAAGAAGGAAACCAGAGGUCUUCUUCUUGAAGGAGGAAAAAGAAAGUUCAAUGCCUCGAAGGCUAGUUACAAUGAUGAACUCUGUUUAUUUCAAACUAUACAUGCUGGUUUGCAGGAGGCUGCAGAUUGGGGAGGUUUACCGUCUUUGUGCCUUACUUGACACAGUCUGUUGAGCCUUUGGUAUCUCGUAGAAAAAAUGACAAUACAAAUGUGAAAACGAGGAAAGUGAAGAUUAUGUUGAGUAAGAAACACUCGCAAUUUCUGUUAACCUGAGAAGUAUAGUUUCUCAAAUUCUGGAUUGCAA
Molecule: messenger RNA, 2558 nt
Organism: Vigna radiata var. radiata (mung bean)
Lineage: Eukaryota; Viridiplantae; Streptophyta; Magnoliopsida; Fabales; Fabaceae
Product: pentatricopeptide repeat-containing protein At4g16390, chloroplastic
Exons: 2
Coding region: 93-2219 (708 amino acids)
Cellular component (GO): chloroplast
Molecular function (GO): protein binding
Source: RefSeq, a predicted model, not a curated record